Lethenteron reissneri (Far Eastern brook lamprey) is the source of this 4192-nucleotide messenger RNA. Its product is annotated as divergent protein kinase domain 1B-like. Lineage: Eukaryota; Metazoa; Chordata; Hyperoartia; Petromyzontiformes; Petromyzontidae. The record is from RefSeq and is a predicted model, not a curated record. Gene Ontology annotation, molecular function: calcium ion binding. Gene Ontology annotation, biological process: response to metal ion.
CUCGCCCCGCUCCCACUGCCGCACGCGGCAACCUGUUCGCGUGACUCCGUUACAGUCGGCGCUGUUUCAGUUGACGCAGGAGAAUGGCGAAAGUGCCGUGACUCGGGCUUGUUGUUGUUUGUUGUUGUUGUUUUGUUGUUGUUGUUGGGCGACUAAGAUGGCCGCCUGCUAACGCGGCUGCUGCUGCUGCUGCCUGUGGUGGCGCCUUCGCUGUAUGAGGAGACGUGAGGAGAGAUCUCCCCUUGGGGCAGACGAGGGGGCAGCAGCAGCAACAACCACGACGAAGACGACGAAGAGACCGCGAGUGUGGAUGGCGUCAGCGUGCAAGGCGGCGGCCUCCUCCUCCUCCUGCUCCUCCUGCUGCUGCAGCUGCAGCAGCAGGAGGAGGAGGGCGGCCCUGGCGGUACUCAUGGCCCUGCUGGUGGCCAGCCUGGUCCUGCACCCCGUGGCUCGGCGUGGCUCGGCCUGGCUCGUUGCCGCGGCAACGGGGAGGCCGCUGCCGUGGCAGCACUCGGUCGUCAUGAUCACGUGCCCCACGGAGGCCGUGGCGCGUGACAUGGCACGUUCAUUGGUGGAGAGGCGCUUGGCUGCUUGUGUCAGCAUCAUCCCUAAGAUCACUUCCUUCUUCCGCUGGGAGGGCCACGUGGAGGAGCAGGGAGAGUUUCUUCUGACCCGCUUCCCAGGGCUGCGAGUGAGGCACCUGUUCCUCGUGUGGCUGGGCGUGCUGGUGGGGAGCUGGGUGCUCUACAUGCAGUACUCCUCCUACACGGAGUUGUGCCGUGGAGCCGUCUGCAAGAUCAUGGUGUGUGAUCAGUACAAGAAGGGUAUAAUAGCCGGAUCGGCCUGUAGUGCCCUGUGUGAGGAGAAGACGCUGCAGUUCCAGCGCUGUCUGUCGACUCACCCCACUCGCCAGGUGUACACGGGCCGCUGGGGCAAGGCGGACGUGGUGAUCAAGUGCGGACUGGAGGAGGCGUUCCGCCUGGACCUGGAGCCCGACUCGUCCCCGCGGCGCGAACUCGUCCUCUUCGACAAACCCAUCAAAGGCACCUCCAUGGACGAGUUCAAGGAGAUGCUGCUGCACUUCCUGCAGACCAAGCUGGGCAACCAGCCGAGCCUGCCGGAGCUGGUGUCGCACCUCAUCGCGCUGGCCGACGUGAACCGCGACGGCAAGGUGUCCCUGGCCGAGGCCAAGUCGGCGUGGGCGCUGCUGCAGCGCAACGACUUCCUGCUCAUGGCGGUGCUGCGCGAGCGCGAGCACGCGCCCCGCCUGCUGGGCUUCUGCGGAGACACCUACGUGACGGAGCGCGUCGGCGUCACGCGCCUCUACGGCGUCGCGCCCCCGUGGCCGCUGGCGUCGGUCGUGCCGGCCUGGCUGAGCCGGGCGGCGGAGCGGGCCCUGCUGGCGCCGCCCUGGGCCCUGCGCGCCAAGGUGUCCAUCGGCCUGCUCGAGUUCACCGAGGAGGUGUUCCACGGCGCGUACGGCUCGUUCCACGUGUGCGAGGCCGGGCCCGCCGCCUUCGGCCACAACGAGCGGCACGACGCGCGCCUCCUCGACCUCGGCGCCGUCGUGCCCGAGGCGGCGCUGCGCGAGGCGCUGGCGGCGCGCCGCUGCGACUCGGACGGGGACUGCGUCGUGGGCAGCGACUGCCGCGCCGCCUGCGACCGGCUGGCGCGCCGCUGCUCCCCCGACGCCAUCCAGCCCAACCUGCCCAAGGUGUGCGCGCUGCUCGCCGAGUACCUGCUGGCGGGCUGCCCCGCCCACGUGGCCGCCGAGCUGCGGCGCCAGCUGGCCGUGUGCACCAGCCUGCGCGGUUCGGCCAACACCAUGGAGGUGCACCACUCGCUGGUGCUCAACAACCUCAAGGCGCUGCUCUGGAAGCAGAUCUCCAACGCCAAGGAGGCGUGACGGCGACGCCGCCGUCGGCGCGGCGGCGGCGGCACCGCCACCGCGCGAGAUUCGCAGCAAGCGAGAGUGAUGUAAAGGCGGCGAGGAAAGUAAGCGGAGUAGCGAGCGAGCCGCAAACACGACGACGGCCACCUCGGGUGGCGCCUGCAGGUGAGGGUGGCGCGUGGGAGACGAGCGGCGGCCAUCCGACGGUGAACAAAACAUGAAGGAGUCUACAGAAAUGUGAAGGUAGAGGGCGUUUCAGGACACAAGGGGAGUCUACGAUGGGCUGGUCCCACUGAUCGGCUGGUGCCAGUCCUAGCAGCUGACAUCACUUGUCAGCCGGUGCCACUGAUCAGUUGGUGCCACAUGAUCAGCUGGUGCCAGUCCAAGCAGCCGGUGCCACUGAACAGCUGCCAGUCCGAGCAGUCGGUACCACGUCUGUCAGCUGGUGCACUCGGAUUGAGGGGGGUGAUCUGACAUUUGGGCACCAGCGGGAGGACGUCGAUGCGUGAACGCGUCGUUCUUGUUGUUGCUGUUGAGGGUGCGGUGGCAAGUUGAGAUAUUUAGUUGAACCACUUAGCGAUGGAUUUGCACUUGAGAAAUCAGCUCAUCGCCUCCCCCCCCCCCCCCCCGAUGACGAUAGGACCCAGCUCCCGAAGACGCGAUGGUGGCUCUCAUCCCGUGGUGAACUCUCCACGGCGAUUUCUGUCAAAGUCGCCGUUCGGAACGAAGCAUCAGUGAAGAUCACUCCCCUCCUCACCCCAUCCCGUAGCGCGGCCCACAUCGGAUCGGGCUUGCAGCUACUACCUGCAGCAGCAGCAGCUUUGUAAGAAGCAGCAGCAGCAAGAGCAAAUGAACAGAGAAAUUGAAAGUGCAGCAGCAGCAGCAGUGCAGUCAAGAGCCUCGGGCAUUGGCAUGAAAUUGCUGACGGAGCUCCCCCCCCCCCCCCGAUUGGCUGGUCAAAUACUGCAGCAGGGUGGGAUGUGACAAUAGCCACAGCCUAGAGCGAGGUAUACUGGACGUGGUGUGCCGGGCAUGUCAAUGUUUUCUGGGUCACCUAUCCGGCUGAAAUGAAUACCCUAACUGUGCUUCUAAUUAGUGUGUGUGCGCCGUCAGGCUGCGUGGGGAGCCAGGAGUGUCCCGGUUAGCGUGUCGCACUACGAACCCGGCGGCCCAAGUUCAAUACCCGCUCGAGGCCAACAUCAGUGAUAACGAUUAUCUGGUCUUGGGCUUCCCCUCGGUCGACUCAGCCUCAAAUGAUUACCUGGUGCGGUGUAAAAAUUGCCACCGGGGAGACAAAGGCGGUCGGGCGUGGUGCUGGCCACCCCCUCACCCCUGAUGCGGCCUUCACAGGUGCUGCGAGCGAGAAGCACCAACAGCCUGUUGAGGCUGUGCGGGGGGGGGGGGUGUCUCUCUUGGCAAGAGCAGCCCCCAGCCCCUUGCCCUGUACUCUGGCAAGUGUGGCUCAUGCCCAAUUGGCUGGUGGCAGUUUCGUGGGGGCUGGUUUGCAAAGAACCGGCAGCAGUCUGUUGAACUUCUUUCACACCGUACAUAGCCAACCGGUGCUUUUUGGAGGUGCAGCAGGGUGGGAGGUCAAACUCAAUUUCAAAGGCAGUUCUACAGAAAUGUGGAGACUGGAGGGAAAUCUCUGCCAAGUGAUCACGAGACUCUACUUUGCAAGGAUGGACCCGCGGCCGUACAGGUUAGAACAGGACACUUUCUCCUGAACGACGAUGCAGCUGCUGCUGCUUGGUCCUCUGCACACCGAUGAAGGAUGGACUGCAACACUGAGCGGCUGGUGGGCAACGGCUUCGUGAUGAUCUCGGCUUGCUCCCCACAAUCAAUCCUCCUGCCACCCCCUCACAGGGUCCACAUUUACAAAGGGUCCCUCAUCUCCAAUUUUAACUUUGGGGGGGGGGGGGGGGCUCCAUGGAUGUGUAAAACAAAAAAAGUGAAUAACCACUGCAAGGAACCACCACACGGUCCCCACACAUUGAGAUUGCGUUUAAUUUUGUGCUCGUUUGAAGCGCUUCAAUGCCACUGCAGUCGAGGGGGGCACACGGGCCCCUUGCACACCCCCCCCCCCCCCGGUGGCAUGACCACCAGUCACGCGGCAUUGGCUCGGAGCAAGGCAGCUAGACCAUGGCGACGCGGGUUGUGUGAGGUGUACAGUUACAAGCCCUGCUGCAUCCCAUACUUGAUCCUAAAUAUUUAUUUAGCUUUUUGUUUAAGCCCUCUACCUCCCACCACUGUGACCCCUCGCUCUGGGGUCGGCUGGUAAAGCCCCACACUGUGGGGCACCGU